CGCGUCCUUUUACCCUUUUGAACAGGUCACCCCCCACAUCGCCGCGCACGCUAUAAAGCGCGCGCAUGGCAAGCCACCGCCAGAGUGGCACACCACCACCACCGCUGCUGACUUCAUCGCAUCAGAACCACUGCAAUAACCACUGGGUGCGCGCGCGCGUGCAGCGGCCAGCGGCUGGAUUAGCUCUACGAGGCACAGGCGCGCGCCAUGGGCAACGCCGCCGCGCGGGGCAUGCGCCACGACGACUACGCGACGGCGGCGGCGGCGACGGGCGGGAGGAGGAGGAAGAGAUGCUCCAAGAACACGGAGGCCGGGAGCGUGCCAGCAUCCGUGCCCGGGCGUCGUGGGGCGGAGCACUCGGCCGCCGCCGCCGCCACGGGAGUGACGGUGAAGGUGGUGCUGAGGAGGAAGGACGCGGAGAGGCUGAUCGCGAGGCUGAACGAGCAGAGCGCGAUGGGGCGGAAGGCCAGGAUGGCGGAGAUCAAGAGCGAGAUCAUGGCGGGAGACGGCGGCCGUGGCGCAGCCGCCGCCUCGGCGAGCCCCGGGCGGUGCCGGGACGCAUGGACGCAUAGGCUGGCCCCGAUUCAGGAGAAUUAGCUAAGCAACCAGUAUGUCUACUAAGUAGAAGUAGUUUAUAGUUAGUAGUACGUACACGAUUUUGUUUGGUCACCCUGCAGCCAUGUGCUACGUAGGAGUAUAUUAGCGGAAAGAGGUGGCAACGGACGUAGUUGCGUACACUUGUUGUUACUGUACUGGUUUCAAUCGAUGUCCUAGUAUACUUGAAUCAGUUAAUUGCCAGCUCGGUAUGCACUGCUGCUUGAAAA
Oryza sativa Japonica Group (Japanese rice) is the source of this 824-nucleotide messenger RNA. RefSeq lists its product as uncharacterized. NCBI's taxonomy places the organism in Eukaryota, Viridiplantae, Streptophyta, Magnoliopsida, Poales, Poaceae. The record is from RefSeq and is a predicted model, not a curated record.